Punica granatum (pomegranate) is the source of this 2626-nucleotide messenger RNA. The record is from RefSeq and is a predicted model, not a curated record. NCBI's taxonomy places the organism in Eukaryota, Viridiplantae, Streptophyta, Magnoliopsida, Myrtales, Lythraceae.
AUUAUAGAAAUGGGUGCGAGGGGAUUCCGCGAUAUAAACAUGACUAUCCUAACCAACCAAACGGCUAAUAUCAACAGCUCACUCUUGACACCUCUCUCUCAUCAACUGUUGUGAGCAGCUCGAUCAAUCCAAUGGCGUCGGCCUUCAGAGCCCUCGACUGCGCCUCCAGAUCCGACAUCGAGGCGGCCGGGGUUCUCCCCGGGGCGGCGGAGAGGCUCCACGACGAGCUCAAGAAGAUUAUACGUGAUCACGGCCCUGCCUCCCCCGCCACCUGGCGGAGCAUCUCGGCUGGCCUCCUCGACCCGGAGCUCCCCUUCGCCUUCCACCAGAUGAUGUUCUACGGCUGCUUCAAGGACUUCGGCCCCGACCCACCUGCCUGGACACCUGAUCCAGAGGCUGCAGCCUUGACAAAUGUUGGAAAGCUACUAGAGAACAGAGGAGAGGAGUUUCUCGGUUCUGUAUACAGGGAUCCUAUAAGCAGCUUCUCGGAUUUCCAAAAAUUUUCUGUAUCAAACCCUGAGGUUUAUUGGAGAACCAUAUUUGAAGAACUGAGGGUGUUGUUCUCAGUGCCUCCUCAAUGUAUAUUGCGUGACCACCCCAAUGUAGAGAGCCACCCAGGGGGUCAAUGGCUUCCUGGAGCAUUUCUGAAUCCUGCAGAGAUUUGCUUGGCAGUAAAUGAUAGGAGGGGUUUGAAUGAUACUGCAAUUUUAUGGCGCGAUGAAGGCGCUGAUGAGCUGCCUCCAAACAGAAUGACUUUCAAGGAAUUGCGCGAAGAGGUUUGGUUGGUUGCGUAUGCACUCAAGGAAAUGGGAUUGGCUGAAGAAUCUGCAAUUGCAAUUGAUAUGCCAAUGAAUGUUAAUUCUGUGAUUAUCUACCUGGCCAUUGUUCUUGCUGGCUAUGCAGUUGUAUCAAUUGCUGAUAGUUUUGCACCUAGUGAAAUAUCUACGAGGCUGACUAUAUCAAAGGCAAAAGCAAUAUUUACUCAGGAUUCGAUAAUACGUGGAGGAAAAAGUAUACCAUUGUAUAGUAGAGUAGUUGAUGCUCAGUCACCAAAGGCUGUGGUUAUUCCUGCUAAAGGUUCAAGUUUUAGCAUGAAAUUGCGUGAUGGUGACAUUUCUUGGCAUGAUUUUCGAGAAAGAGUCAAGCAGUGCAAAGGUGUAUUUCCAGCUGUACAGAUGCCCGUAGAAGCAUGCACUAAUAUUCUCUUCUCAUCUGGGACUACUGGUGAGCCAAAGGCCAUUCCAUGGACCUGUGCAACUCCUCUCAGGGCUGCUGCAGAUGCAUGGUGCCAUAUGGAUGUACGCAAAGGAGAUGUUGUUGCUUGGCCUACCAACCUUGGGUGGAUGAUGGGUCCUUGGCUCGUGUAUGCUUCUCUCCUCAAUGGAGCUGCUAUGGCACUAUAUAAUGGAUCUCCCGUGACUUCUGAUUUUGCAAAGUUCAUACAGGAUGCUAGAGUCACAAUGCUCGGAGUCAUUCCAAGCAUUGUUCGGACAUGGAAAAUUACUAACUGCACAUCUGGCUAUGAUUGGUCAGCUAUUCGCUGCUUUGGCUCCACUGGUGAAGCAUCUAAUGUCGACGAAUAUCUGUGGUUGAUGGGAAGAGCUCGAUACAAGCCCGUUAUAGAGUACUGUGGGGGUACAGAGAUUGGCGGUGGAUUUAUCACUGGCUCUUUAUUGCAGCCGCAGUCGUUGGCUGCUUUCAGUACACCUGCCAUGGGAUGUAGCUUGUUUAUCCUCGACAAUAAUGGUCAUCCUUUUCCGCAAGAUGCACCAGGGAUGGGGGAACUGGCGCUUUAUCCUGUGAUGUUUGGAUCGUCAAGUACACUUCUCAAUGCUAACCAUUAUGAUGUCUACUUCAAAGGAAUGCCCGUUUGGAAUGGAAAAGUUUUACGGAGACAUGGUGAUUUUUUUGAGCGAACUUCCAGAGGAUACUACCGUGCACAUGGCCGGGCUGACGACACAAUGAAUCUCGGGGGCAUAAAGGUGAGUUCUGUUGAGAUUGAGAGGAUAUGCAACUCAGUCGAUGAGAAUGUUCUCGAAACAGCUGCCAUUGGAGUGCCCCCCCCAGAAGGCGGGCCUGAGCAGCUGGUUAUUGCUGUUGUAUUCAAGGACUCAGACAACUCAUCCCUUGACUUGAAUCAACUGAGGAUAAUUUUCAAUUCAGCAUUGCAAAAGAAGCUCAAUCCUCUCUUUCGGGUUUCUUCUGUUGUGACCCUCCCUUCUCUUCCCAGGACGGCAUCGAACAAGGUCAUGAGAAGGAUCUUGAGGCAGCAGCUUUCGCAGCUCGACCAGAAGCCAAAGCUUUGACAGGUCGUCCCUUUCUCAUCAUAUACCUGUAGAGGCGUUCCCACCAUUGUUGUAUCUUGUAGUUGAUCUAGUCGUUAUGCGAAUGAAAACCAAUGAGUCUUCCCGAUCUCAUGUUCAAUAAGUAUACAUGCAUCGUGUAUGAAUACAAAUGCAAGUUCAGCCAUUGCAUUGUGUAGGAAUUGGGGCCAUUGCCAAUACAUGCUUGGUUUAUACAAUGUAUACCCGUCUUGAGUGAUGAUCCCUCAUUCCCCUGCUCCAGCAUAAGUGCAUUCAGGAAAAGCCAUAUUCGUGUUUAUACAACUGCGGCUGAGUUCGUGAAA